ACCACCACCCAUCAGAACAUCGUCUGUCCCUGCGACCGGACUCCGCCGAUCCAUCAUCGAUAAGCUUAUUCUUUGAAAAGAAUUCAUUCUCCGUUUCCGGAAAAUCGUCCAUCAUGCCGGGUGGAAAAGGCAAAACUGGUGGCAAGACGGGCGGAAAGGCCGACUCGAACUCCAAGACACCCAAAUCUCACUCCGCAAAAGCUGGUCUUCAGUUCCCAUGCGGUCGUAUCAAGCGUCACCUGCGCAACAUCACGCGUCAGAAGACCCGCAUCGGCGCCAAGGCGGCCAUCUACCUCACCGCGGUCCUCGAGUACCUCACGGCCGAAGUGCUUGAGCUGGCAGGCAACGCGGCCAAGGAUCUCAAGGUCAAGCGCAUCACGCCGCGCCACCUGCAGCUCGCCAUCCGCGGCGACGAGGAGCUCGACACCCUCAUCCGCGCCACCAUUGCAUUCGGUGGUGUUCUUCCGCACAUCAACCGCGCCCUGCUGCUCAAGGUCGAGCAGAGGAAGAAGACCAAGGCGGUGGACGCGUAA
Molecule: messenger RNA, 533 nt
Organism: Eremomyces bilateralis CBS 781.70
Lineage: Eukaryota; Fungi; Ascomycota; Dothideomycetes; Eremomycetales; Eremomycetaceae
Product: histone H2A.Z
Exons: 3
Coding region: 114-533 (139 amino acids)
Cellular component (GO): nucleosome
Molecular function (GO): protein heterodimerization activity; DNA binding; structural constituent of chromatin
Source: RefSeq, a predicted model, not a curated record